This is a messenger RNA of Clonostachys solani, 1023 nucleotides long. Lineage: Eukaryota; Fungi; Ascomycota; Sordariomycetes; Hypocreales; Bionectriaceae. The record is from the annotation of a GenBank genome assembly.
AUGCGUCUCUCUCAGUCAGUCCUUCUAGCCUCUCUGGCAACUCUCGCCAUGGCAGCAAAAGACACAGAGCCAUCCCCAUCUACUCCUGCUCCGGCUUGCACAGCGACCUCGACGACAGGCUCCUAUUUCGAUCUGCGCCCCGAUAUAGCAUGGCCUGAAGACUCCGGCAAGGCUCAUAGCAAGGCUCAACACAAGGACUAUUAUGCGAGGGGGUGGGAUUACGGAAAGAACUUCACCUUGAACAUCUGCAACUCCGUAGUUUCGCCAGUCAGCGAUGUUGUUGGCGUUUCCAAGACCCAAUGGGCUAAUGUUAGCGCAUACUACACAUCCCAAGGCAAUAUCUACUCGAUAGGCUCUCAAUCUUUGGAUGUGCAGUCCCGCGGCCGCAAGCUUGUUUUACAGUACACGGAUGGUUCGCCAUGCGGCAAAUCCAAAUCCAAAUCCAAAUCCUCCCCACGAAGCGUGGACUCCGUAUACGACAACGAAGACACAUUGACAAAGCAGCACGCGCACGAAGUCGAAUCAUACGCCAAGGCUGAUGAUCCCAAAGAUCGGAAGAAAUCCACCACCAUCUCGUUCCUCUGCGACAGGGACGUUGGGAAUACCAACCUGGCUGUCUCCUUUGUAGGAACCGAUCCGGACGAAUGCGCUUACUUCUUCGAGGCUCGCUCGCAUCACGCGUGUGCAUCGUCCGAGCCGCACAAGCCUGGAAGUGUUGGCCCUGGAAGUAUCUUCGGUAUUAUCUUUGUCAUUGCCGUCCUCGUCUACUUCCUGGGUGGUGUCUUUUACAACCGCACCGUGUCUCACGCCCGCGGAUGGCGGCAACUCCCCAAUUAUAGCCUCUGGUCUGGAAUGUGGAGCUUCAUCUCCGACAUGUUUGUCAUUGCUACGGCGUCGUGUGCUCGCUUCCUCCCUGGUCGGAGGGGCUACAGCUACCUAAGCGCUAAUGAUCACCCACGAAACCGGAAUUCCGAUGCUGAGAAUCGGUUGAUUGACCAGCUUGACGAAGAAUGGGAUGAUUAG